AUGGCUGACGACGAUUCUUCUGAGCUUUCGUCGUUGUCGUCGUUAUCGCCGGUCCCUUCUGAUAUCGAGUCAGAUGCAGCUCCCGAGCCGGCGCCCAAGAAGAGUGGCAUCCUGAACUUCUUCCCUAAGCUCGCCAAGGGCAAGAAGGCCACUGCCGUCAAAAAGGAGCCUUCGCCGCCUCCGCGCAAACGAUCGCCCUCUCCUCCACAUGAAAAUGCGUUUGAGGAUAAUCCAGACAUUGCUUUCCUCGUUAUGUUCCGCAGUCGAUUCAACGAUGCCUUCCCUAAAUCUCUAGCAAACUUCGGUCCCCAAGAACUCGAGCGCGAUAUUAUAGACAACCCUCCUGGCGAACGGGCUGAGGCUUUCCUCUGUGCCCUCUUGUUCCUGCUCCUCAACCGCAAACAGGACGUCAAGGCUGGCCAAUACUCGAAGGCUUUAGACGAUGCUCUGGCUGCUCACAAAUCGCAAUGGCCACGGUCAUGGGAAGGCGUUAACCCUUUGUCAGGGGGCAAGACAUUCCAUACCCUGGCACCUACUCAGAGACUUUCUUUACUCCGAGCGUUAGCUCUGUGGUCUCUCUCGGCAUCGGAAACGGUGAAGACGAUCGUUAACAAGUCAUACAAAGGCAAUCGACAAGAAGACGACUUGAACCAACCACUGUCAGUCCAGCCGUGGGGCUCUGAUAGUGACAGGAGACGUUACUACUUGAUUGAGGGCUUGGAUGACACUGCUUUCCGCGUGUAUCGAGAGAGCAACCCCGCCGGCUUCAACCGCACUUGGUGGUCAGUGGCCGGGUCAAUCGACGAGAUUAAGGCCCUUGCAGAGAAAUUAGACAUGAAAGAUGGCGGCCCCAAAGCCAGGAAGCUUGUAGACAAGAUGAUGCAGGCUAUCCCUCGUUUCGAGGCUACUGAGGAGAAACGCCGACGCAGAGAAUACAGGCAAGCUCAGAAGGCCCGGUUCAAACGCCCGGAGCCUGGCUUCUCCAGUUACGAGGGUCGCACAAGAGGCAAGCGGGUCAAGUACACCUUCUCCGACGAUGAGGACUUCCUCACAGACUCAUCGUACAGGCGCUCGGCACGCAACACAGGCACUAACACACCUGUGGAACCUGCCGGCCCAGUCACCACUGCCAGUGGGCGCCAGAUCAGAGCUCCCACACGACUCAACGCUAGUAGUGCAGCCGGUAGUGUCAAUGGAGACUCUGAAGAUUCCCGCCAGCCAUCCCCCGGUGUUGGCCCGAGUGGGAGGCCGCGCAGAGCCGCAGCUGUAAACCAUGGAACCAACGGAUGGUCCGCUAGAGACACGCGCUCUCGUGCUCGAGGCUCUGUCGAUGGAGACGACGAAGACGACAUCAGUGAGCCCGAUCUGGGCGAUGACGAGGAAGAGGACCACGUACCAGAUGAGAGUGAGGAAGAGGAAGAUGAGUUAGACGAGGACGUAGAGAUGGUUGAUGACGAGCCGAAAAAGAGCUUGAUCGUUAAGCUAUCGGUCAAGAAGUCACCAGCAACAGCAAAAGCAGCCCUGAUCAGUCCCGCACCAGAGGAGGAAGAGGCCAAUGGUGAAUUGGUGGACGAAAUUGUUGCGAAGCCCAAGGAGAGAACACCGGAGCCGGUGAUCAACGUGGCUGCCAACAAACAGACCUUGAGCCCUGCUGCUGUUCAGACUUCUCUGGCUUUUAGAGGAAGCCCAGAAAAGCCACCAUCUCUGCCGCAGGUCUUGGAUGUCGGCUCACGAGAAUAG
Colletotrichum truncatum is the source of this 1740-nucleotide messenger RNA. RefSeq lists its product as uncharacterized. NCBI's taxonomy places the organism in Eukaryota, Fungi, Ascomycota, Sordariomycetes, Glomerellales, Glomerellaceae. The record is from RefSeq and is a predicted model, not a curated record.